Molecule: messenger RNA, 1068 nt
Organism: Naegleria gruberi
Lineage: Eukaryota; Heterolobosea; Eutetramitea; Acrasida; Naegleriidae
Exons: 1
Coding region: 1-1068 (355 amino acids)
Source: RefSeq, a predicted model, not a curated record
AUGGGCGGCUCAAAUUCUGUAAUGAACAAAGGGUCAUCCCAAGCAGAUAAAUACCAAAUGUCAUCGACUAAUUCCCAAUCAACAAUGGUUUCCCAACAAUCCUCUCCAAAAUCAUCCAAUAAUUCUUUAAGGAAAUCAUUUACACCUCUUCCUCCUCCUAAUAGUACAGUGCCCGAUGAAGAGGAUGAUAAUGCAGAUGAGGUUCUCUAUACGAGCAGCGAAUACAUGUUCGAUAGGGAGCUUCCUGUGUGGUUCUACUCGAGCAAUUAUAAUGGAUCUUUGGGAAGUAGGAGAGGUUCUCUCAAAAAGACUCGAUCCUUAGUGAUGGAUAGCACAUCAUCCAACAACCGGGAAGAGGCUAACACCAAUUCACCACCUCCUAAAAAAAGCACCAGCUAUCAAAAAUUGCACAGGCAAGAUUCCCCACCCUCACCAACACAUUCCAAUUCAUCUCCACUAUUAUUUUCAACACCUCCUCGACAAAGACCAAGCUUACUGACUAGUGUACUGAAAAAUUCAUCAGCACAAACCACUCCACCACCUCCAAAAGGAAAUCAAGUAUCUCCUUCUCAUCACUGUACAUCUACAACUGAUUUUUCUUCAUUCAAUCCAGUACCUUCUCCAUCUAUACCAAUACGAAGAGUUGAGAGUGUGGAAAAUUUUAGAUCUAGGUCACAAUCUGUCCCAAUUGAUUCAAUCAAUUCUGAUACUAGACAAGUUUCUAAACGAAACUCCAUUACAUGUUUUGUGAGUGAAUCAAAAGACAUGGAUGAAUUGCAAAUUCUUGUGACACCUCCAGCUUCCCCUCAUGAAUAUAUGAGUCCAUCAAACUCUCUCACCAUUCGAUCAAUAGAUAGUGAAAUGAGAUUGGCUAAAAGAGAAAAGAGAGAGAAAAAGAAAAAGACUUUGGAAUUGAAAAAGAAACAGGCAGCAUCGAGUGCUGCCAUCAUGAUGUCACAGGCCAGUUUACCUCCUCUCUUCCAAAAAAUACAAAUGCAUUCUACUCCAAAUCGUCUCAAGUCUAAGGAAUUGGAUGAACCAUCCAAGCAAAUGAUUCGAGUGAAAUAA